Vanrija pseudolonga is the source of this 1479-nucleotide messenger RNA. RefSeq names its product UNC93-like protein. The record is from RefSeq and is a predicted model, not a curated record. Bases 1 to 1479 code for a protein of 492 amino acids. The transcript has 3 exons. Lineage: Eukaryota; Fungi; Basidiomycota; Tremellomycetes; Trichosporonales; Trichosporonaceae.
AUGUCCCCCACUCAUGCAGUCCAAGAGCCGCCCGAGGCCACCACCAAGCGCGUGUGGUACCGCUCGCCGAUGUACGCCAUCGUCAUUGUCGGCAUCUGCAACUUCACCGCGCCGGGGUUGUGGUGGGCGAUGAACUCGAUCGGCGGCGGCGGCCAAGCGAGCCCGGUGAGCCUCAAACCCAAGCCUCUCACCGGCGCGGCUAACCCCACUCAGUUCCUCGUCAACGCGGCCAACGCACUCACAUGCAGCAUCAUGGUACUCACCGCCUUCCUCGGCUCGACGGUGCUCAACCUCGUCGGGGUGAACUGGGCGCUCUUCCUCGGCGGGGUCGGCUUCAGCCCGUAUCUGGCCGGGCUGUACACGAACAACAAGUACGGAACCGGCUGGCUGGUGCUCUUCGGCGCCGCGACGUGCGGUAUUUCUGCGGGUCUGUUCUGGGCCAUUGAGGCGGCCGUCGCGCUCGCCUACCCCGAGCCGUACCGUAUCGGCCUGUCGCUCGGCAUCUGGAUGUCGUUCCGCGUUGCCGGGCAGAUCGUCGGCGGCGCAAUCAACCUCGGCGUGAACGCCUCCCGCGGCGAAGCGGGCGCCAUCAACCCCAAAGUCUACCUCGUCUUCAUCGCCCUCCAGGCCGCAGGCGCGUUCGUGUCUUUCCUCCUGCCGAAACCGCACACCAUCCAGCGGCGCGACGGGAAAAAGGUCAAGCUGUACAAUGGCCGCACGGCAUGGGACGAGGUCAAGGGCACCGCGCGCGUCUUCUUCACCAAGGAGAUCCUGCUCCUCGUCCCGUUCUUCUUCCAGGGCGUGUUUCCGGACUCGUAUGUCAACACGUACAUGGCGUCGUAUUUCACCGUGCGCGUGCGCGCGCUCGGCUCGUUCGUCGCGGCGUGGGCGAGCGUGCUGCUUGGUAACCUCGUCGGCGGCUUCCUCGACGUCAAGCGCAUACCGCUCAAGACGCGCGCACGCGCAGCCUUCCUCUGGAUCGUGGUCACCGCCGGCGCGUGGUGGACGUGGGUCAUUGUCCUCGAGGCCAACUUCCCCUCCAAGAAGGCCAUCGACUGGACGUCGCCGCUAUUCGGGCGCACGUUCGCGGUGUAUGUGCUCAUCAGCGCCAACUUCCAAGCGUCGUUCGUGUACACCUUCUUCGUGUGCAAGGCUAUCUCCAAGACCCACGAAAACGAAACCCGCAUCGUCGGCCUCCUGCGCUCGGUCCAGUCGGCGUCCUUCGCCGUAGCGUACGGCACCAGCUCAGUCAAGAGCUUCGCGCACCUCGGAUCGGCGUCGCUCAACUUUGCGCUGUGGGGCGUCGCGCUGCUGCCCACUUGGCUGGUCGUGCGCCGUAUCGGCGUCGACCUUAACGGGCCCAAUGACGAGGUGGAGGCGGCGGACGUUGAGGGGGUCGAGGACGCCGAGGCGCAGGUGGUCCAGUUGCCCAAGAGCGGGGCUGUGGUGGCUUCAGAGGACGAGAAGAAGAAGAAUUAG